This is a messenger RNA of Manis pentadactyla (Chinese pangolin), 2472 nucleotides long. RefSeq names its product WD repeat and coiled coil containing (gene WDCP). Gene Ontology annotation, molecular function: kinase binding. NCBI's taxonomy places the organism in Eukaryota, Metazoa, Chordata, Mammalia, Pholidota, Manidae. The record is from RefSeq and is a predicted model, not a curated record. The transcript has 6 exons. The coding region runs from base 335 to 2401 and encodes 688 amino acids.
UUCUAGGCCACCGUUCACCUAUCAGAGGCCUGGGAGGAGAUGCUUCCGGUACUCGCUCUGGGCUUCGGAGCCGCGGUGGACGAGGAGGGACGUCCCUCGGGAGACUAAGUUUCUGCGGGGCCGUAAGACCGAAGGUGAACAGCACCAUGUGUGGCACACACUGGGAUGCUUAUUUCCUAGGUUUCCUUCUGAUUUGGCCAGCAAAUUCAGGAAGAGUAACUUCUCAGCAAUGCUAGCUCCUGGAUUAUGCUUAUGGUCAUCCUGCUAUACCCUUUCAAUGCUGAACAGCCACUUCAUUUAGCUGGGACUGUACAGAUAACUUUUAUCAGAAAGGAUGGAGUUGGGAAAAGGAAAACUUCUCAGGACUGGGCUGAAUGCACUGUAUCAAGCAAUACACCCAAUUCAUGGCCUUGUCUGGACUGAUGGGAAUCAGGUAGCCCUGACUGACUUACGACUUCACUGUGGAAAGGCCAAGUUUGGGGACUCAAAGAUCAUUGGACAAUUUGAACAUGUGUGUGGUGUGUCCUGGUCCCCAUCUUGUACAGCUGACAUGCCUGCUUUGCUUGCUGUCCAGCACAAGAAACAUGUCAUUGUGUGGCAGCUAUGCCCCAGCACAACAGAGACAAGCAAAUGGCUGAUGUCUCAGACUUGUGAGAUUAGAGAAUCACUCCCUGUCCUUCCUCAGGGCUGUGUGUGGCACCCAAAAAGUGCCAUCCUCACUGUGUUGACUGCACAGGAUGUCUCCGUUUUCCAUAAUGUUCACUGUGACAGUUCCUGGGUAAAAGCAAACAUCAACACCCAGGGCCUCAUUCACUGUGCAUGUUGGACCCAGGAUGGCCAGAGGCUGGUAGUGGCAGUAGGCAGCAGUCUACAUUCUUAUAUUUGGGAUGGUGCUCGGAAGACUCUUCACAGGUGCUCUUUGUACCCAGUGUUUUAUGUGGACAGCUCUGUGCGCUCCAUUGGAGCCACUGCAGACUCAGAGAUCGCUAUAGCCACUGAGCUUCCAUUAGAUAAAAUUUGUAGCUUAAAUGCAUCUGAAACCUUUGAGUUUCUGCCUAGUGGUGAAGAGGCUUAUCUGUAUACUUUACCAGGUAGUGAUGAAAUGCCCUCUGUGGAUGAGGAGGCAGUCACUUUUGAAACAUCAGUUUCUCCCUCUUCUUAUUCUUUUUCAGAUCUUCUGGAUCUAACUCAUAAACAAUUCAAUAGAUCUAAGUCUGAGGGUAGUUCUCUUAUUUAUCUAAGAGAAAAAAACUACUUAAUGGGAACUGGCCUGGAUUCUUCACAUUUGGUCUUUGUGACCUUUGACAAAGAGGUUACCCAUACUAGAAAAGUCACAAUUCCAGGUAUUCUGGUUCCUGACCUAAUAGCAUUUAGUCCUAAAGCACAGAUAGUGGCAGUGGCUUCCAAUACCUAUAAUACAAUUUUCAUCUAUUCUCUCGUUCCAUUAUUUAUGCCAAACAUCCCACAUAUUCAACUAGAGAGUAGUGAAAAACCAAAAGGCAUGUGUUUCUUGACAGAUAAAUUAUUAUUAAUUAUGGUAGGAAAACAAAAUUCCUCUGAUUUAGCAUUUCUUCCUUCUUCAAAAACUGAUGAGUACAUCAUUCGUUUGAUUGUUAGAGAAGUAAUGUUGGAAGAAGAAUUUCCGGUAACAUUGGGUGAAACCCAGAGUGGCUACUCUACUUUCAGUACUCUCUUAAAUGAAGCAGAUAGAAAAGAGCUGAUUGAAAGUCUUUCCCCAGAUAUUUAUCACCAAAACAGAGGGCUCUUGUUAACAGGUAGUAGCAGUAGUCCAAGUGGAAGGCCUGGAAAAACCCUUAUUAAAGAAAUCAUCAGUCAUCCAUCCAGUAUUUGUGAUGGCUCCAUAAACUUGGAAACUCCAGAUGCUGAGCCUGUUAACCACUCAGUAACACUGCCUAGACCCAGCAGCAUGGCGGAGCACACCAAUACCCCAGAACCUCCUGAUUUGCCUCAAAGAAACAACUUAGAAAAAGAAAAGGAAAUGUGCCAGCUAUCAGAGGAACUGGAAAUUUUAUCAAGGAACCUCACUGAAGUGCAGCAGCGCCUUUCUGAACUCACAGACUUUCUACAUAAAGGAAAGAAGUCCUCUCCGGUGUAUCCGCUCUGUCAGGAUCUGCCUUAUGUUCACAUCACUCACCAGAAAUCUUACUAUGUAGGUCCUGUUAAGAAAAGAACCGUGCUUCUCUGCAAUGGCAAACUAAGGCUCAGUACAAUUCAGCAGGCUUUUGGACUCUCUGUUAUUGAAAUGCUACAUGACUCCCACUGGAUCCUUCUCUGUGCUGAUAGUGAAGGCUUCAUCCCAUUAAUUUUCUCAGCCACACAGGAAAUAAUCAUAAGAGAUGGCAGGUCAGAUGUCUUCAAAGACUUUGUCUCAGAGUCUUGAUCAUGAUCUUUCUCUUAAAUUAUUAGAGACCUUACUGCCCAAAGCAUAAAUACCAGCAGCUGUUCUAACCA